This is a messenger RNA of Carcharodon carcharias (great white shark), 4437 nucleotides long. RefSeq names its product ceramide kinase (gene cerk). The transcript is spliced from 13 exons. NCBI's taxonomy places the organism in Eukaryota, Metazoa, Chordata, Chondrichthyes, Lamniformes, Lamnidae. Gene Ontology annotation, molecular function: kinase activity. The record is from RefSeq and is a predicted model, not a curated record. Bases 162 to 1787 code for a protein of 541 amino acids.
GUGUGGGAGAACCGCUAGCAGGUCGGCGGGGAACAACAGGGAAGAACGGAUCUGUUCGGGGCUGAUUGCGCCCUGACAAUCGAACGGAGCUGGUGUCCUUAACCCUCUCCUCCCUCAUCCCCAACACCAUUAAGCGUCAUUACGAUCGUUUCCGGCCAGCCAUGGAGCGGCCCUUGCCGUUGCUGCUUUCGCGCUUGUUAGUCAAUAACCAGUCAUUUGAAGUCACCUUAACCGAGUCGGUUUUGUCGUGGCAGCCGCCGUGUCCGAGGAAAGCCGGAGGAGCAGGGAGCCAUUCUGUGCCUAUCUGUGAGAUUAUUGCUGUUCGUGAAACUGAAGAAGAUGGAGUUAGUAAAGAAAGUGGAAGAUGGCAGAAGAUGCCCUCAUUUUCCACUGAGCUAACUUUGCAUGCGUUCACAGUAUAUUAUGUGCAGAGAUCAAAAGGGCACCAUUGGAGGUGUAGUGAAGUGACCUUUUACUGCAGUGAUCACCUACUCUAUAACCAGUGGGUACAAACAAUUAAGGAACAGUUGGAUUUACAAGCUCUGCGACCAAAACACUUAAUUGUAUUCAUUAAUCCUUUCGGAGGGAAACGAUUGGGAAAGCAAAUAUAUGAUGAUAAAGUAGCCCCUCUGUUUCAGUUAGCUUGCAUUACUGCAGAGGUGAUUGUAACUGAACGUGCUAAUCAUGCCAGGGAUCAUUUGUUAGAAGCUGAUCUGGAGAAGUACGAUGGGAUUGUUUCUGUUGGCGGAGAUGGGAUGUUCAGUGAGGUAAUGCAUGGUCUGAUUAGUCGGACACAGAAGAAUUCGAGUAUUGAUGAAAAUGAUCCCAGUGCCGAAUUAAUUCCAUGUGAUUUGAGGAUUGGAAUUAUCCCAGCAGGUUCAACCGACUGCAUAUGCUAUGCAACAGUUGGAGCAAAUGAUCCAAUGACGUCUGCCUUGCACAUUAUUCUAGGUGACUCUCAACCCAUCGACGUUAGUUCAGUUCAUCAUAAAAACACAUUUUUGAAGUAUUCAGUAUCUCUAUUGGGAUAUGGAUUUUAUGGUGAUACCCUGAUCGACAGUGAAAAGAACCGUUGGAUGGGUCCAUCGAGAUAUGAUUUUUCUGGUUUCAAGACCUUCCUUUCACACCACUGCUAUGAGGGAGCAAUUUCUUUUUUACCAGCAACUGAAACACCUGGCAGUCCAAGAGAUCCAAGUCCAUGUACAGCUGGGUGUCAAAUCUGCAAAUACAGUGGACAACAAUUGAGAAUAUCACCAGAAGAAAGGACAUUCAAAUUUGUUGAUGAAGAGCAAGAACAGUGGAAAGUGAUCAAAGGAAAGUUCCUGGCCAUAAAUUCAGCAAAUAUGAGUUGUGCGUGCCCAAAGUCUCCCAAGGGUCUUUCACCAGCAGCACACUUGGCUGAUGGAACCAUUGACCUUAUUUUAGUCCGCAAGUGUUCAAGACUCAGUUUCCUGAGGCAUCUUAUCAGGCAUACAAACAACAGUGACCAGUUUGACCUUGCAUUUGUUGAGGUUUAUCGAGUGAAGAAAUUCAAGUUCACACCAAAGUAUUGUGAUGAGGAGGAUAGUAAUAUCCAGGAUGUUGUUAAAAAUCUCUUUGGCCAGAUCUGUAGGGAUCAUCCCAGCUGCAGCUGUGCACAGCUUCAGAGCAGUUGGAAUUGUGAUGGUGAGAUAAUUGAGCACACAGCCAUUGAAGUGAGGGUUCACUGCCAGCUGUUGAGGCUUUUUGUAAGAGGAAUAGAAGAACUUUCUGUGCAACAAGAUGUUAGAAAUUCAUUUGCAGUUUAAGCAGAUUCCAAGCUAUCUCAGGACUCCUUAAACGAUUUAUGUCAAAGUUUAAAAUAGAUUAUUUAAGUUUUUAAAUUUACUGUGUAAUCUUGUGAUUCUGAAUUACUUUGCAUUACAGUAAUAUUUAUUACACAAAGUGUAAGCAUUAGAAGCAACAGAAAAAAACAAAUUUAAUGUGUAGUUUUAAGGUUUCAACUUGUCAAUUUUUAAUUUAAGACUUCCAUUUCAAGGGGAGAAUUUAAAUUUAAGCUACAGUAUUUCAGGUUAAAAAAGAUAGAUUAACAAUGUCAUUGCUCUGUUGCAUGACACUGGUUUGAAAAUUAGCAGACUUUUUAAAAAUGUAUAAUUAGAAAGUGGCACAGAGUUUAAAAGCAAGCCACUCAAUCAUCUGCCUCAUUUUAAUUGGAGUAUGUGUCAGUACUGAGUUACUGACUGCUAUUAAAAUUUAGACUGCAGAUUUCAUAUUUUGUUUUUCUGACAAAGGAUCCAAAUUGCUUUUGUAACUACAUUCUUUGAACUGAGCUAAAUUUGUUUUUCAUUUUACUGCACCUUGCAACUUAUCAAUGCAAUCUGAUUGUACUUUCUAAGCAAUUAUACAAAGUUUCUAUAGUUUGAGAACAAUUCUUUAUUUUAGUAACUAUUAAUAGAGAGAAAUAUAUAAACAUUGAAUUGUUAAGUGUUUGAGUUUGUACAUAAAUAGAAAUAUAUAUUUAUUGUUGUAGUACAUGAAGCUAGCCUUUGCUUAGCUUAGUAUGUGUUCACUAUGUGAAUCCUAUGUAGGUAGUAGUGUAAAUGCACCAGUAGAUUAUAUCUAACUGAACUACAGAAGGUAGCACUGUACUCACCAUUUUUCUUCUGUAUUUUACAUUCCUCUUGUAAGAAUGUUCAGUACUUCUGUACAGCUGCACGGAGUUGGUUCCUGCAGUAUAGAUCUUUGUUUCUUGAACCAAGUAUUAAUGUUUUGUUUUAUUUGACUUCCAUUCAUUUCAAAAAUAUUUGUCCAGGUUGUUUUUGGUGUGUUUGUGAAUAUGUGGUUCCUUGUAUUCUCUUUGGCAUCCAUUUAAAUUGUACAAAGCUAAUGUAAAUAAUUGGUUAGGAUGUCAUCCACACUGUCUUUGUAAAGUGUGAUUUGUUUUCAAUGCUUGUCCCACAUAGCUUUCCCUGAUUUGUUGAUGUAAACAGUUCAAAAAUGCUCUCAGUUCCUGAAUGUGAAACUAUUUUUUCCAGUAAUUAAUUCAUCAAGCCAUUUUUGAUGAUCUGCUUAGAUUCCAGGCCAAAUAACUUUGGUAAAAUUGUCCCUUGUGGGGUGGUGUUGGGGGGAAACUAUUUAAAUAGUUUGCUAGUGAGGAAUUGGUGAGACAAAAUGCCCUAGAUGGAAAAAAUUAAAGUGAAACUAUUUGCCUGAUUUAAUUUGGUUCACUCUUUGCUCUCACCUUACUCCACCUCCCCCCUCUCCCCCGCCCCACCUCACUUACCCUGGUCAUUCAUGUUAUUACCAAUUUUGAAGCAUUGCUGGAUGCAAAUUAGCUGCUGUGUCUACCUACAUAACGUUUUAAAAGUAAUUAAUUAGUUUAUGAACCGCUUUAGAACAUAUUGAGGACUGAAAGAUCUUGCAGCUUGAUGCUGUGUUCCACUUCCUCAGCAAUUUCAUAACUGGUGUUGGAUGCUGCUUUGAAACAUUUUAGUUUGCUGAGUUGUCUUUUACUCAGUUAACGUAUAAAAGCACUGAAUUUUGCUCUACUAUCUUGCCCUAAAUCAAACAUGGAAAAUUGAUCUAUGAGGUCUCUUGCUGCCUUCUCCCUGCCCGACCUUAAUUUUUCUCCUGUUCCUUUCACAUCUGCCUGCAAAUGCCAGCAAGAGACAGGAUCUAGAUUCAUGGCCCAUUUGCUUCAAGUUUGAUUUUGCUGUCAUUCCCUGGGACCACCAAAAAAAAAACUUAUUGAUAGUCUUUGGGGGUAUGAAUGACCUUGAGGUUGUUUGGUGGAGGGAGAAUGCAUAGUAGCUGUCUUUGCUCCUUUUACUUCACCUGUUGAAGGCCUUGGCCUUGGCUGAAGUAUUGGCAUAAAAUUUAAUGCUCAUUUUUAGGUUUAUUCUGCCUUUUUUUAAAUAGUCCUCAACUGGUACUUCAGCAGCAACCCUAUUGCACUGAUGACAGAAUUAUCUGCUGUUGCAGUGUAGAGCCCUUACUUGCAGGCAGAGAUGCCGCCCAAGCCUAACCUGUAUACAGAAGGAUGGGUUGUGGCUGAGCAUCCCUGGUGAAGUCCCACUCCCACCCUCUAAGAGCAGGAAGUGGAGUGUUAGGGACAUAUUCUCAGUAAAAAGUGUUAAACUUCCAUAGUUGAUUUUCAUGCAAAGAUAUAAAGUAUUCGAUUGUUUUCAUUAUUUUACUAUAUUUGAAUUAUCUAUUCCUAAUAAAUACACAUCUAAUUAGCCAACAAUUCAGUGUAUCAGGUUUUCCAAUUAGAGUUUGUGAAAACUCCCAAUUUAAAAAGAUCAGAACCCCAUUUAAUUAUUUAUUCAGUAGCUGAAAUCAAACAAUGCAACAAAAAACUGAGCAGGUGAUGUAUGUUAAUCUUCCAAAAUCUUUGCUACUCAGUUAUUUUUAAACAGAUUUAAUCAGUUUUUUCAUUCAUUAAACACUUGAAUUCUU